This is a messenger RNA of Lineus longissimus, 792 nucleotides long. Its product is annotated as PDZ domain-containing protein 11-like. Gene Ontology annotation, cellular component: synapse; cell-cell junction; basolateral plasma membrane. Lineage: Eukaryota; Metazoa; Nemertea; Pilidiophora; Heteronemertea; Lineidae. Bases 25 to 498 code for a protein of 157 amino acids. The transcript has 5 exons. Gene Ontology annotation, biological process: protein localization to basolateral plasma membrane; neurotransmitter secretion; maintenance of epithelial cell apical/basal polarity. The record is from RefSeq and is a predicted model, not a curated record. Gene Ontology annotation, molecular function: protein binding.
GAUGCAUUUUGGGUUGUAUCGAAAAUGGCGAGUCGGCAACAAAAACCUCUGAAUGGUGAAAUAAUUCAGGCAGAACUGCCGCCAUACGACAAACCGCCUCCUUGGAUCCCUCCAGAAGAGAGGCCUUAUGAUCGGCGAUACAAUAACGACAUAUCCAAAUUCUUACCAAGGACAAUCCAGCUGACGAGGACAAAAGCAACUGAUCAGCUUGGGUUCAAUGUGAGGGGAGGAAAGGAAUAUCACUGUGGGAUCUAUGUUUCAAAGGUGCUUCCCGACACAGACGCAGAGCGUCUUGGCCUGAGAGAAGGGGAUCAGAUAAUACAAGUGAAUGAAGUCGACUUUGAGGAGAUAGAGCACGCAGAGGCAGUACGAGUGCUGAAGAAAAACACAGAAAUUCUCCUCCUAGUGAAAUACUUUCCAUUCGGCUAUGACAAGACUUACGACAAGACUAAGUUCUUACAGCAAUUACAGCAACAGCAGCUUCAGCAGCAGAGAUGAUCCGAUGUUAAUAACAUAUCUGAGGGAUUUUAUCUUAUGUUAGAUUAUGUGGGUUAUAUUUCUCACCCAUACCAACACAUUAACAUUGUAGGAAGAAUUGUGCUAGAUUUUAGUGUCAUAUAUGGCCUCAAGAUGGCGACACUGAGGGCAAAUGUCGCCCUGUUAUGUUGCCCUUCAAUGUACUGACGAUAUCGUUGAAAUUAGUCUAUCUUCAGAUUAUUAUUUACCCCUUCUUAUCCAAUGUAAUAUACUAUUGAUGUUAUAUGUACAUAUAUUUAUAAAAUAUACAAUUAU